GUUCGAGGCCAGCCUGUGCUAAAACGCGGACCACCCUCCUAACAAAACCCAAAAGGUUUUGCCCUCUUGUGUACAUCUUUAGAAACUACAGGAAAGAUGUAACAUUGUUUACUAUACAGAACGUAAACUCGGUUCACACCCCAGCAUCCCCUGAAGUUGAGCCUUACAGAAGCCAGGCAGAGCCUUCCUGUCGCAAUCUUCUCAGGCCCUACCUCCAGUUUCCCACGGGUCCUGGAACACCACUGUUAACCAGAGUUCAAGAGGGUAGCUCGUUUUUCUGGUAUUAAUGUUGGGAGCUUCCAGGAGCAGCGGUGCCGCUCAACCACACGGAAAGCUGUCGCAGGCGGCCCCUCCUGCCACGCGGGCCAGCAGAUGGCGGGGUCCUCUGUGACGCGCCGUUACCUGUCCCCGCACUGCCCGGGAGGAGCGGCGCGGAGGCGCAGAUGCAGCAGCACCGGCGGCAUGAACGGCUACCAGCCUCCAGUGGUGAUCGACAACGGCUCGGGAAUGAUCAAGGCGGGCCUGGCUGGGACCCGGGAGCCCCAGUUCGUCUACCCGAAUAUUCUGGGCCGGACCAAGGGCCACAGCAGUGCGGUGGAGGAGCUGUGUGUGGGUGAUCAGGCGCAGGAGCGCAGGAGCUUCCUGUCCAUCAGCUAUCCAGUGGAACGGGGUCUCAUUUCCUCCUGGGGGGACAUGGAGAUCAUGUGGAAGCAUAUCUACGACUACAACCUGAACCUGAACGCCAGUGAUGGACCCGUCUUGGUUACCGAACCCGCGCUGAACCCCUUGGCAGACCGGCUGCACAUCUCCGAAGUGUUUUUUGAAAAUCUGGGAGUCCCUGCCUUCUACAUGUCUGUGCAGGCUGUGCUGGCUCUCUUUGCUGCCGGCUUCACGACUGGCCUGGUGCUGAACUCGGGUGCCGGCAUUACUCAGUGUGUGCCCAUCUUUGAGGGUUACUGCCUAUCUCACGGUGUAAAACAGCUAAACGUGGCAGGAUUUGACCUCACCAGCUACCUCAUGAUGCUACUGAAGGACGAGGGGGUCAUGCUGCUUAGAACGGGGGACAGGAAGAUUGUGACAGACAUUAAGGAGAAUGCUUGCUAUGUGGCAAUGAACUAUGAAGAGGAAAUGACCAAGGAAUCUAACCUAGAGAAAAUAUACACCCUGCCCGAUGGGAAGACUGUCAAACUCCAUAAGCAGGUCUUCCGGUGCCCAGAGGCCCUCUUCUCUCCGUAUCUUGUGAAUGUUGAUGCUCCAGGCAUUGACAAGAUGUGCUUUAGCAGCAUAACGAAAUGUGACGUGGAUCUCAGGAGUUCCUUCUUCUCCAAUAUCAUCCUUUCGGGAGGAUCGACGACUUUUCCUGGUUUAGAUAAGCGACUCAUUAAGGAUGUGGCAAAGAUGGCACCUGCCAAUACCACCGUGCAGGUUAUAGCGCCCCCGGAAAGGAAAAUAUCAGUGUGGAUGGGGGGGUCCGUGCUUGCGUCCCUGUCUGCCUUCCAAGACAUGUGGAUCACGGCUGCAGAGUUCGAAGAAGUUGGACCCAACAUUGUACACCAGAGAUGCUUUUGAAAUGCAGACCGAAUGAUGAGUAAAAACGCUUUGUGUGUACAUCACAAAACGCUUGGGGUGUUCUUAUCUGGGGAGGAUGAAAGGUGUUUCUGUCAUUGGGAUGACCACCUUCUUUUUUAAAAUGAUUUUGGUAGUUCUGGGAGUUGAACCUAGAGUCUCAGGAACGCUUAGUGCUCUACCACUAAGCUAUAUUCCCAGCUGUCUUUUGUUUUUGUUUUUGUGUGUUUGUUUGUUUGGUUUUUUGAGACAGGGUUUCUCUGUGUAGACCUGGCUGUCCUGAAACUCACUCUGUAGACCAGGUUGGCCUCAAACUCAGAAAUCCACCUGCCUCUGCCUCCCAAGGGCUGGGAUUGGCUUCCAGCUGUCUUUUUUACUUUGUAUUUUGAGAUGUUUUGAGAUAGGAUCUCCUGCAACAUUGCCUAGGCUGGAUUUGAGAAUUUGUAAUCCUUGUGCUUCAGUGCCCCAGAUAGCUGGAAUUACAAGUUUGCAACUUUGGGCCUGGCUUUCUUGGAUUCUUUGAACAGGGCAAGAAACAAUGUAAUAAUAAUAGUGGGUGUUGUAGGAGAUGAGGUACAGCUCAGAAACCACUGAAACAGUCCCUCCUUUGGGGAAAAGGCUUUUAUUGUGAUGAGAUAGGGAAAAGAAUCCAGAGGCAUCUGGAAGAGUCGGAAGCAGAGAGGCACCUUGACCGGCGUGGGUGGGGCAGUCUGCAAGACAAGCGGAGUGUGAGAGAGAGCAGGGGUGGGCACAUCUUGCAGAUUCUGUCAGGUCUGAAAGAGCCUGGACAGAUGGCCAUCUGUGGUGCCUAAUAACACAUCCUGGCCUCUGGGCUCGCUCAACCGCUGUGGCUCCCCUCAGGUCUUCUUACUCUGUCCUCUACCCUAAACUUCUCCAGUCAUGGCCUUCCCCUCCCCACCUUCAUUGCUAUAUGACCCUGCAAUUUUAUCUAUGUGCUCU
This is a messenger RNA of Apodemus sylvaticus (European woodmouse), 2526 nucleotides long. It is a transcript of the gene Actrt3, whose product is annotated as actin related protein T3. The transcript has 3 exons. The coding region runs from base 373 to 1569 and encodes 398 amino acids. The record is from RefSeq and is a predicted model, not a curated record. Lineage: Eukaryota; Metazoa; Chordata; Mammalia; Rodentia; Muridae.